AUGCCCCGCCCACCUCCCUUCCAAGCCGCCGCUUCCUCCAGCGCCAAGGAGGGAGGCGCGCCCUGGAAUUGCAAGCUGCGAAAUAACAUUUCUCCAAGGCGGCUGAGCGCCGGGUCUUGCGGUUUUGCACCGGUAGGAGAAAUGUAUGGCUGGGGGUGGGGGGCGCAGAGGGCCCGGAUGUGUUGGGGGGGGGAGGAGUCGCAGAGCACACCUGGACAGGUGGAUCUGUUGAUCUGCCAGGUGGAUCUGGAGAUCUUGGGAUCUGUUUCCGCUUUGGCAGAAGAGCGCGGCUCUCUCAGAUACCUGCACUGCUUGCAGUAGGUCGGCAAGGAUUUCUGGCUUCCAAUUGCUUCACAGUAGGAAUCGCAACCACGACGACACCCCGCCCCAAAUGCAUUAUAUUGCUGCGAAGUCCGGAAAAAUAAUAAUAAUAAAAGCAUGUUGAUCUAUAACCACGGGGCGAUGAGCUCCGUUCGCUCCCGGAAUUCAACAAAUAAACCCCUGAGCUGGGGAUUUUUAAGUUGCAAGCACGGUAUCUGAAGGUAUAGGGAAGUUUGUUUUAAGGUGUCAUGUUUUAUGUAUGUAUGUCUGUGGCUUUUCCUGAGACCCCACAUUUCUGAGACCCUAAACCAUUGCAGAAGCCUUAGGUAAAGGUACCCCUGACCAUUAGGUCCAGUCGUGGCUGACUCUGGGGUUGUGGCACUCAUCUCGCUUUAUUGGCCGAGGGAGCCGGCGUACAGCUUCUGGGUCAUGUGGCCAGCAUGACAUGGCGAACCAGAGCAGCGCACGGAAACACCGUUUACCUUCCCGCCAGAGCGGUACCUAUUUAUCUACUUGCACUUUGACGUGCUUUCGAACUGCUAAGUUGGCAGGAGCAGGGACCGAGCAACAGGAGCUCACCCCGUCGCGGGGAUUCGAACCACCAACCUUCUGAUCGGCAAGUCCUACGCUCUCCGCAUCCCUUCGCAGAAGUCUCAGAACACAACAAAACAAAAACGCCUUGACCAGAAGGUACCGUAACUUCAGGAAGCUCAGGGAAGGGGAGUUUCCUUGCACCCCAAUCUCGCAUUGUUCAGGAAACUGCACCCCAGGCUCUGAAGAGUGUUUUACCUGGAGUCACGCAGGUGGUCCUGGCGAGGCGGAAAAUGGAUGGGAAAGUCCUCUUUGAAAACUUGCUUUGUUUUAGGAUUCCAGUCAAGGGCAGGUAGCAUCUUCAACUAAGUUCUAUUUCCGGAGGGGGUGGUCUGCCCCAGGGCCCUCUUGUUGAACUUUACGGCUCCCUUGACCAAUAAAGCGAGAUGAGCACCGCAUCCCCAAAGUCGGCCACGACUGGACCUAAUGGUCAGGGGUCCCUUUACCUUUAAACCCUAUAUCAUGCAGAUAGCACACUCUCACGAAGCCCGGAACCCCUGGAAUCUCGCACCGCUCAGCGAUUGGGAUGGCGUGCAACAACAAUAACGUUUUUGCUCACUUUCUUCCUUCAACAUGUCCUCUGGUACUUUCACUUCAGAGGAAGGAGACCUUUCUUCUUGGCUGCCUUCCUUCUUGCUUGCCAGGAGUUGCUGGCAUGGCUCGUGGCCAGGGAAGAAAAGCGAGGAAGGAAAACUGGGCAGGCGGUGGCACUGAGGCAAACUGAUGAGUCCUGUUCCACCGUUUGAGAAACUGCAUUUUUAGAUUUAUGGGUCAAGUGGGCUGUGGUUGCUCUGUUUGUUCUGUGGGAAACCCUGGUUUUUGGUGCUUCCAGGCUUGUUGUUGCAAGCAGGUAAUUUUUUUUCUUUUCUUUUUUUGAAAAUAAUAUUUAUUACUUUUCCAACAAUUUAAACACUACAAACAAAAAAAUGAACAAUACAAUACAAUACAAAAACACUACAUAACACUAACACAUUAAACUAACAAAACAAAACAAAAACAGUUUAAAACACAUCAAACAAUUUCAAUAUCUUAUCUUUCAUUCACUUAUUUCAAUGACCUCCUCACACCUCCCUUUUUGUAUUCCACUUCUAUUAAUUGUUUCAGCAAUUCCUUUCCACCUUCCUCUGAUUUCUAUCCUAUAAUUGUCUAAACACAUUCUAACCUUAUUUUUCCCUUUAAUACUCCAUUAAUCUAUUUAUACUUAAUUCCUUAUAACAUUUCUACUAAAGCCAUAUAACUUCAUUCCACCAUUUUUCUAACAUUCAUUAAUUUUACAGUAUUUCUGUAAAUAGUCUUUAAACUUUUUCCAGUCUUCUUCCACCGACUCUUCUCCCUGGUCUCGGAUUCUGCCAGUCAUUUCCGCCAAUUCCAUAUAGUCCAUCAACUUCAUUUGCCAUUCUUCCCGGGUAGGUAAAUCUUGAGUCUUCCAAUGCUUCGCGAUGAGUAUUCUUGCUGCUGUUGUAGCAUACAUUAAAAAAAUUCUGUCCUUCUUUGGCACCAAUUGGCCGACCAUGCCCAGGAGAAAGGCCUCUGGUUUCUUCAGAAAGGUAUAUUUGAAUACCUUUUUCAUUUCAUUAUAAAUCAUCUCCCAGAAUGUCUUAAUCCUUGGGCAUGUCCACCAAAGGUGAAAGAAUGUACCUUCAGUCUCAUUACAUUUCCAACAUUUAUUUUCGGGCAAAUGAUAGAUUUUUGCAAGCUUGACUGGUGUCAUGUACCACCUAUAAAUCAUUUUCAUUAUGAAUGGAUAGGUUUAAUCUUCUUGCAGUCCAUGGGACUCUCAAGAGUCUCCUCCAGCACCAUAAUUCAAAAGCAUCAAUUCUUCGGCGAUCAGCCUUCUUUAUGGUCCAGCUCUGGCUGAAAUCAGGGUUGGGUGGGCAGGGGACUGGAAGAAUGAUGCCGACAGAGACGUGUGGACGAUGUGAAAACUUGGCAUUCAUCCUGCAACUGACACCCAUCUGGAAGCACCUUCCUUUGCCCCAUAGGGAAAAGUGGGUGAAAGGCAUAAUGUGACUAGAUAACAGUUGGCUGCAAUGAUGCUCAACCCAGACAGUAUCAAUUGGUUUGAAUUCCUGGCUGACAAUUCCUGACUUGCUUUGAAAGCCAUUGAGAGUCAAAUUUGUUACAGUCCUAAGGGUUUGCAUUUUUAUUUGUAAUUUUCCUAUUGGAUUUUAACUACUGUAAACCAUUUUUAUUAUUUUUUAAAAAUGAAAUUGCAGUAUACAGCUUAAAAAACCAAAUAAAUAAUCUGACCUCUGCAUAAGUAAAUCCCUUUGACUGCUUUUAAACCCUGUUGGGUUUGAAUAGGCUCUUGUUGAGAACUUAACUUUCGUGUUUCUGAAAGUCUUAUGGUAUCUGAUUGCUUAUUAUUAUUAUUUGUUUGGUUUGAAUUGUCCUGUCUUCCUCCCUAUCCCCAUUGCUUGGCAUUUUCGGUUUCACAUCUCCUUUUAGUUUUUGACUCUGAAAACUGGCAGAGCUGCUUAAAUCUCAUGGUAACAGACUUUUGUAACUGAGCAUAACUCAGUUACGAUUUCUGAUUCAGAGGUCAAAUUGGAGUCUUUUUUUAAUGUUAGCAUUUUAUUGUCGCUGUUUUUAUUGGUGAAGGGAAAAUUGCACAGCCAAGAAUUAAAAAGAAAUAGUCAUAGUGUAUUAUUUGCAUCCAUUAUUUGUGAAUUGCUCAGAUUAAAAUAAUUUAACAGAUUGCAUGUUAAACUGUACAAGUAUAAAGAUAAAAAUAUAUAGUAAGAAAUUGAAAUAUACAAAACGCUUGCAUCACGUUCUUCUAGCACAGGGGUCAGAAAACUUUUUCAGCAGGGGGCUGGUCCACUGUCCCUCAGACCUUGUGGGGGGCCGGACUAUAUUUUGAGGAAAAAAGGAACAAAUUCCUAUGCCCCACAAAUAACCCAGAGAUGCAUUUUAAAUAAAAGGGCACGUUCUACUCAUGUAGCCUGCCCAUGUCCUAGCAUAAUGGAAGAAGAACAAUAAAAUACUUACAGUUUGCUGUAAGGAUAAAAAUUCAAACAUUUUUAUAUGUCCCCUAAAAGCAAAUUAUGGUUAUUACAAUCUAUUACCUACUCUUCACCCUAAGGCCUUAGGGCAGGUUAUAAUAAUUAAAACACAAUGUUAAUAUUAAAACACAACGAUCAACUUACAAUUACAGAAAUAAAGUGGGUCUUUAAAAUAUGCAUCUCAGGUGUCAAAAGCCAGGGGAAAGAAGUGUGUCAUCAUUCACCAAAAGCUGUACAGUCGUACCUUGGAUCCCAAAUGCCUUGCGAGUUGAACGUUUUGGCUCCCAAAGGCCGUAAACCUGGAAGUGGGCGUUCCAGUUUGCAAGCAUUCUUUGUAACCCGAAUGUCAGGUGCGGUUCUGUGGCUUCUGAUUGGCUGCAGGAGCUUUCGUAAUAUUUACAACUAGAAGAAGGUUUCAUUUUUGGAAUAAUAAAUUUUCAGAGUAGUUUUUACAGUUAGAUCAAAAAUUACUAAUUUGGUUAUACUAUUAGUAAUACAUAGACAGAUAAUUAUGAAAUUAUUGUGAGGUUUAAUAAGUUAACUGUUUAUAUUUGGGCAACUUUUCUGCUGUACUUUAUUGGAAGGAGAAAAAUGAUCAUUUCCUUUAUAACAAUUUAAACAAUUUAUUUAACGAAAACAGUAACAUUAUAGCAUAUGUAUCCAUGUUUGUUAACUGAUGUGCUUAAAUGGUGUAAAAAACGCACACACACCUUAGACUGAGUUUCAGCACACAUGAAAAACUUAAAACAAAUCCUUAUUUCCUGAUGAAUGGCCGUUGGACGAUAAUGUAACUUAAAUAGAAAACUAUCUUUAGAAAGAUUUUUUUUCCUCCAAAAGCAUUUAAUUUUGAAAAUCCAGUUUAAAUUUUGAAAAUCUGAUUUAUAUUUUAAAAAUUGAUUUAAAUUUUGAAAAUCUGAUUUUAAAAAAUCAUUGAUUUUUAUCCACCCUGCAUUGUUUUUACACUUAUGUACAGUGGUACCUCGGGUUAAGUACUUAAUUCGUUCCGGAGGUCCGUUCUUAACCUGAAACUGUUCUUAACCUGAAGCACCACUUUAGCUAAUGGGGUCUCCUGCUGCCGCCACGCCGCUGGAGCACGGUUUCUGUUCUCAUCCUGAAGCAAAGUUCUUAACCUGAAGCACUAUUUCUGGGUUAGCGGAGUCUGUAACCUGAAGCGUGUGUAACCUGAAGCGUGUGUAACCUGAAGCGUAUGUAACCCGAGGUACCACUGUAUCUUUAACCAUCAGCUAUCCACUUGCCAAUACCUGCACAUGCAAUAUUUUAGCAUCUGCUGUAUAUACAAGUGAGGUUACUCCACAAAUGAGCCAAUCCACACUAAAUCAGUAAUUAUCAUUUCUAAAAUAAUUCUCUUUCCAUCUCUAUAUAUGAAAGCCCAAUAGUUCACUUUUACUAGGCGUUUUCCCUUUUAUUCUUAUCUGCGCAGUUCGCUGCGUCCAAGCUUCUGUCCAAGCCUCUUAAGUUUCUGGCCCAAACAUCUCUUCUCGUCAUCUGUUGUCCAUUCUAAAAUAGGACCUGUGACUUGCAGUUUCUCUGUUCGCUAUGAAGGACUCCUUUCAAACUUUUCAUGUUCUGACUUGCUUCCUCAGGCAUUGUCAGCUGUGAGGAGCCCAGUCUUGACCCUUCCGCCAGCAAACAUGUCUCAGUGGCAACAGAUCCAGAAGUUGGAUGGACCUUACCUGGACCAGGUGCACUACCUUUAUUCUGAAGACUGCCUGCCCAUGGAAGUACGAGAGUACCUUGCCUAUUGGAUCGAGGAGCAGAACUGGUAAUGCCACUUGGGUCGCUGUCAAGAAAGGAAACUCCCAUUUCCUGGCUAUUUCUCGCCCCCCAACCUCUACCAUUAUGGGUUCUAUACCAUUUUGGCUUCUCCAUUGUGUAUGGUUGACACCAUACAUUUAACACACUAUGAUAUACCCAGGCCAUUUCCCCCCCAGCCGUAACUCAGUUCCGGCACCUCUCAGGUGAGCUCCAUUUCCAUUAUAAGAGAACAAGGGAUGUGUUCAUUGUCAGUUCCGGCACCUCUUUUUUAAAGAAAAAUACCACUUGAUAACCCUCAAAGAAUUAUGAGAGCUCUGCUUUGUUAUGGAUGCUGAGAGUUUUUAGGAGGUUGGAAAACGAUGGCUGAAAUAUUUUUGUGUUUUCCUAUUGUACUGUUUUGUUCUGUUUUAUUGAGUUAUGUGCUGUGUGUUUUCUUUUCUUUUCUUUUCUUUGUGUGUCUGUGUAGUUUAUAAACCAAUAAAGACUGAUUUUUUUUAAAAAAAGAAAGAAUUCUUAGGAGACGCCCCGAUUCCAUUCACGGAGCUGCAAUUCUCAAAGUGGUUUAACAAUCAAUACCUCUUCACAGGGAACACUGGGAAUUUUAGCCCCAUGAGGGAAGCAAAAUUUUAUGUUGUGUUGUUCCCAUUUCUCACCCACACACCCUGGAAUUUAUUUGCUGCCUCACCACCCCCCCCCCAUUUUCCCCAUCAAAUAGCAGUGACUCUGUCACUGGGAGUCCCAAGUGCGAAGUACUGCGUCUCCUCACCAGCUGCUCUUGGUUUGGACAAGUAAAGCACCCUUGUGGCUAAGGUGGAUUUGAUUUAAAUCAAAUCGAUUUAAAUCACUAGUCAGUAAGACUUUAUUUCAGUCAUUAUUUUUUACAGAAAGACUCAUUCUUGCUGGUAUAAUCUUAAUACUUACAACCAGAUGGAAGUUUCAUUUUUGGAGUACUAAAUUUUUCCAGUGGCGUAGCGUGGGGAGUGCAGGGGGGGGCGGGCGCAACAUCUGGGGGGCGCUCGCUCGCACUCGCAGCUCUCUGCCCCUACCUGGCUCACUCACUCUCUCUCACUGCAGUGCUGGCUGCGAAUCCGAUACGAGCCGCUGGGUCGCCGCCCACUGUGGAGGGGGUGGGUGCCAGGCGUGCGGUGCGGAGAGAGAGCGAGGGACUAUCUGGGGGAGGGACAGUGCAGCGGCCGCCCAGCGCAGCGCUGAGCGCGGGAGGGAACCACACCAGACCAGACCAGGCAGCAGCAAGAAGAAGCUGGCAGCGGCGGCAGGUUAGGGGUUAGGGGGCACAAAUUACUUGCCUUGCCCCGGGUUAGGGGGCGCAAAUUACUUGCCUUGCCCCGGGUGCUGGCAACCCACGCUACGCCGCUGAAUUUUUCAGAGUACAGUGGUACCUCAGGUUGCAUACGCUUCAGGUUACAGACUCCGCUAACCCAGAAAUAGUACCUCGGGUUAAGAACUUUGCUUCGGGAUGAGAACAGAAAUCAUGCUCCAGCAGUGCGGCGGCAGCGGGAGGCCCCAUUAGCUAAAGUGGUGCUUCAGGUUAAGAGCAGUUUCAGGUUAAGAACCACUGGUACCUCGGUUAAGUACUUAAUUUGUUCCGGAGGUCUGUACUUAACCUGAAACUGUUCUUAACCUGAAGCACCACUUUAGCUAAUGGGGCCUCCUGCUGCCACCGCGCCGCCACUGCACGAUUUCUGUCCUCAUCCUGAAGCAAAGUUCUUAACCUGAGGUAAUAUUUCUGGGUUAGCGGAGUCUGUAAUCUGAAGCAUAUGUAACCUGAAGCGUAUGUAACCCGAGGUACCACUGUUGUUUUUACGGUUAUAUCAGAAAUUACUACGACUCCCAUCAUCCCUAGCUUAGCAGGACCAGUGGUCAGGGAUGAUGGGAACUGUAGUCCAAAAACAGCUGGAGGCCUAAGCUGGCAACCCUUGAUCUACAGUCAUACCUCGGGAUGAAUACGCUUCAGGUUAAGCAUUUUCGGGUUGCGCUCUGCGGCGACUUGGAAGUAACGGAAGGCGUUACUUCCGGGUUUCGCCGCUCGCGCAUGCGUAGACGCUCAAAAUGAUGUCAUGCGCAGAAGCGGCAAAACGUGCAGUCGUGGAUCCCGUUCACAUCCAGAGGGACCACUGUAUAUCCUUGUUUUUGUGCAUUUGAGCCAAGGAUUCACCCUCCCUCUGCCAUUUCUCCUUCGUGUUCCUUUCAGGAACGAAGCGGCACGAUCCGACCCUUUGCAGGCUUGCAGCCUUUUCCACACCAUGCUGGGGCUGCUCGACGAUCAACUCGGACGUCUCGUUUUGGGGGAAGAAAACAAUUCUAACAUGGUCCUCAAGCACAACCUGCGCCGCUCCAAACUCAACCUACAGGUAUGGGCCCGGGGUGUUAAGUUUUUAUGCAUAUUGGAGGGCUGAGCCAUAGGGAAACAGCCAAAGCAGAACUAGUAUUUCCCUGGGAAGAUAGGCCGUGGAGAAGGCAAAGGCAUACAAAACUAUAAAAACCAGUUUAAGACCCCAAAAUUCAUGUAAAUGAAAUUCUAUAUACAGUCGUACCUUGGUUUUCAAACAGCUUAGUUCUCUAACGUUUUGGCUCCCGAAUGCCGCAAACCCGGAAGUGAGUGUUCCGGUUUGCGAACGUUCUUUUGGAACCCGAACGUCCGACGGGGCAUCUAAAAAUCUUGAGAAGUAAACGCAGUGCUUAAAAAUGUGCAGUCCAACUGCCACAUUUAAAAACAGCAUACCGUAUUUUUCGCCCCAUAGGAUGCACCUAGUUUUUUUUGGGGGGGGGGGAAAUAAAGAAAAGGAAAUUUAUUUCCCCCCCAGGCGCGGGGGAAGCCCGAGCUUUCCCAGCCCUGAGAACGGCCUGCUAUCCGCAAGCCUAGGGAGCCCGGCGGGAAGUUGCGCCGGUCUCCCCAGGCUUGCGGAAAGCUGCGCGAAGCCCGGGACUGCAGGCAGCUCUGCGCAGCCCUCGGAAGUCGCGCCGGUCUCCCGAGGGUUGCGCAGAGCUUCCUGAAGCCUGCAUUCACCCCAUAGGACGCACACACAUUUCCCCUUCAUUUUUGGAGGGGAAAAAGUGCGUCCUAUAGGGCGAAAAAUACGGUAAUAUCUGAGAUUAAAAUCACAGAGUUUAAAAGGUCUGUGAGGAGAACAACAAAAAAAUCCUGGCAGAACUCAAGUUUUGUGGCAGGGCAUUUGGCAACUGAGAGGCCUCUGUUGAGAAGGCCUAGGAUUGUACUGUUGUUGUUUCUUAGGUUUCUUAUCCACUCAAUGCAAAAUUAAAGUUUAAGGAAGAUUGGGAAACAUUUAUUGACUACAGUGGUACCUCGGGUUAAGUACUUAAUUCGUUCCGGAGGUCUGUUCUUAACCUGAAGCACCACUUUAGCUAAUGGGGCCUCCUGCUGCCGCCGCGCCGCCGGAGCAGAAUUUCUGUUCUUAUCCUGAAGCAAAGUUCUUAACCUGAAGCACUAUUUCUGGGUUGGUGGAGUCUGUAACCUGAAGCGUAUGUAACCUGAGGUACCACUGUAUAUGGAAAAGAGCUGUGUAGAGCCAAAAACACUGGCAGCAUUAAGAUAAAUUCAACAGAGUGAAUAAUUUUGGAUGGAUGUAAACAUGAUUUGAAUGGUUAGAGUAAAAUAUGCAGGGAUGUAUGUGAUAUGUAAAAUGAACCAUGGAAAGAGAAGAAGGGAAGUCACUGGAUAUUCUAAAGUUUGUAAAAUGUUUAUUUGAAAUUGUGAAACAGAAUUUAAUAAAAUUACUACACACACACACAAAAUACAAAAUUAAAAUUGGUUGAAACAACUUCAUAAUUGGAAGAAUGGGAUGAGUCUGUAUGUAUAUGUGCAUUUGUGUGUGUUGUAUUGUGGGGAAAAACCUAGGUGGACUGAAGCCCACUUUAUCGUAUAUAUUGAGGUAUAUCUUUAAUAUCUUCAAUAUAUUCUCAGUUGGCAGUGAGGGAGAGGUAGGGGAUUCAUAUUUAUGUGUGUUACGCACACAUGCAUGAGCAAAGAGAGAAAAUGUGAAAUGCAAAAAGCAUAGAAUUCCUCAAGGUUGUGAUGUGAUGUAACCUUUGGGUAUAGGGCGGUAUAGAAAUAAAAUAAAUAAAUAAAUAUCCCCCCCCUUUUCUGAUUUUUAUUGAGUUUUGUGCAAAUAUAAACAAGACGAGACAUAGCAAACAAAUCUACAGAAAACAAAACAAAAAAAAAGAAAAACGGGGGGGGGGGGGAGAAAAGCAAAUCAUGAACAAAAAUGAAAUGAAUUUAACUAUACAAUACUAUCCAAAACAUCAAUUCUCAAACAAAAUACUUUCCCUUUUGGAAUAGAUCUCUUUUGUUAUCCUAUUUUCAACUUCCAUCUACCUCUCCACAAUUCAUUCUAUCUAUCUGAUACAGAUUUUUCCUGUAUUUCAAUUCCUGUCCUCAUCUUGGAAACAUUUUUUCUAUUUACAGAUUUAUUCUAGGCACAACCAUAUUUUGCUUGUUGAAUCUUGUCUCAUUAGACAAGUGUUAAAGCGUUCCCACUCCUUUUGGACUACAUCAAUUGCUUUAUUCCUAUUUGGUCAUUUUUGCGAGUUCCAAGUAUUCACUUAACUUUAAUUCCCAUUCUUAUCUAGCAGAGAUUAAAUGAAUGAUUGAAUGAAUGUGGGAAGUACCUCCUCCUCCUGUCAGUACUGUAACCGGAUUGUUGCAGCAUGCUUCCAUGUCCUUUUGGGUCAUUUUGCUGUGGCCUUUCCUUCCAGGCCAAGUAUCAAGAUCAUCCAGAGCAACUGGCCAACUACAUUGAUGGCUUGCUGAGAGAAGAGCAAGGGAUCCUCGCAGAAGCCUUGGCUGGGUCGCGGGUAAGAGAAACUCGCUUAUAAUAAAAUAAUAAUAAUUUAUUAUUUAUACCCCGCCCAUCUGGCUGGGUUUCCCCAGCCACUCUGGGCGGCUUCCAACAGAACACUAAAAUACAAUAACCUAUUAAACACUAGAAGCUUCCCUAAACAGGGCUGCCUUCAGAUGUCUUCUAAAAGUCUGGUAGUUGUUCUUCUCUUUGACAUCUGAUGGGAGGGCUUUCCACAGGGCGGGUGCCACUACUGAGAAGGCCCUCUGCCUGGUUCCCUGUAGCUUUGCUUCUCGCAGUGAGGGAACCACCAGAAGGCCCUCGGCGCUGGACCUCAGUGUCCGGGCAGAACGAUGGGGGUGGAGACGCUUGGUGCUCAUGCUGGGCUGCCGGAUCUGCUCCUUGUGCUACAGUUCUCCUCAUCCUCCUUCCGAGCGGCACAAUGUCUCUUGGUCACAGCCCUAGUUUGUUGGAAGCUUCCGCCUCCUUAAUUUCCUCCCAUCGUUUGCUCUCAGCACAUGCUUCUGUUCAGUACAGUGGUACCUCAGGUUAAGUACUUAAUUCGUUCCGGAGGUCCAUUCUUAACCUGAAACUGUUCUUAACCUGAAGCACCACUUUAGCUAAUGGGGCCUCCCACUGCCACCACAUCGCUGCUGCGCGAUUUCUGUUCUCAUCCUGAAGCAAAGUUCUUAACCUGAAGGACUAUUUCUGGGUUAGCGGAGUCUGUAACCUGAAGCGUAUGUAACCUGAGGUACCACUGUAUUUAUGCCACGAGUUGGCAAGGUUUACCGGCCAUGGGCCGAAUCACUCCCACAGAGAUUGUCCGUGGCCCGGUCUGGCGCAGUGCGAUGCUGGAAAUCGCAUCUGCGCAUGUCUGCGGUGCCGGAAAUCGCUUCUGCACAUGCCCAGAUGCCGAAAAUCACACAUGCGCAGAAGCGAUUUUUGGCGUCUGGACAUGCGCACACGCAAUUUCCGGUGUGGCUCGGUUCAGGGGUGGCUCAUGAGCUGGUAAAACGGUCUUUGUGGGCCUCAUCUGGCCUAUGGGCCACACGUUGCCGACCCCUGAUUUUCACUGAAAGUGAGCCAUACUAGUUACUAAAUUGUACAGUAGUACCUCGGGUUACAUACGCUUCAGGUUACAGAUGCUUCAGGUUACAGACUCUGCUAACCCAGAAAUAGUACCUCAGGUUAAGAACUUUGCUUCAGGAUGAGAACAGAAAUUGUGCUCUGGCGGCAUGGCAGCAGCAGGAGGCUCCAUUAGCUAAAGUGGUGCUUCAGGUUAAGAACAGUUUCAGGUUAAGAACAGACCUCCGGAACAAAUUAAGUACUUAACCUGAGGUACCACUGUACUGUGAGGUGCCUUUACUUGCUUUUUGUGCAUCCAUGUUUUCAGUUUGCAUCUUAGAACUGAGCUUGGCAUUGGAAAAUUUGCCAAAUCUGCGCUCACUCUCUCUCUCACUCACACACUGGUGUUACGGUAGCGAAUAGAAGAAUGGUCCAGAUAAGCGAGUAAUAAGAGCAGUGAUGUGUGGUUGACAGAAAGAAGAACAGGGAAGUAUUCACGUAAGGUCCAGGUGGUCAGUCCCUUUUGAAUUUGUUUUUCAAAUGAAUUUUCACAACAGUGAGGGCUAGAAACUUUAAAAUGGCUGACACCUUUGGGGCUCUACAGCAGGCUUGCUUUCUGUGUGCGUGGAACUGGAGAAGAUGGGCAAUCCUAGGCACAUACUAUCUCUGUGUGCCUUCUGCAGUGAUGAUCCUCAGCACCAGUGCAUAGUUUCCAAGUCCGUCUGUUUUGUUUCCUCUCCCUCCCUCUGCAGGCACGGGUGGAACCACCCCCUAGUGCCUCUGUGGUCCUCAACCCACAUCACAACAUUGAGAGCCGGCUCAUGGAUAUGCGAAGGGCUAUUCAGGUGAGAGUGCGUGUGUAAUACCUGCUGGGUUGCUUCCCUUUCGUUGCAGUGUUAUUUGCAGGGAUUUCCAAUUCUCGGAUGUGUUAAUUCAACGGAUCCUGUACGCCACCCAUUUUGUGUGCAAUAUGCUGUGAUCCUCUUCCUGAACCUGUUCAUGCAGUAGAUGCCAGGAGCUAUAGCUGAUAUAAAUGCAGUGUAUUUGUACAGACCCCGUCCCCUCCCAUGACCUAUUGCAGGGUUUAAUUUAGUUUUUAUUAUUAUUAUUAUUAUUAUUAUUAUCAUUAUCGUAACGGGGUGAGCUUCCGUUGCUCGGUUCCUGCUCCUGCCAACCUAGCAGUUCGAAAGCACGUCAAAGUGCAAGUAGAUAAAUAGGUAUCACUCCAGCGGGAAGGUAAACGGCGUUUCCAUGUGAUGUUCUGGUUUGCCAGAAGCGGCUUAGUCAUGCUGGCCACAUGACCUGGAAGCUGUACGUCCGCUCCCUCGGCCAGUAAAGCGAGAUGAGCGCCACAGCCCCAGAGUCGGUCACAACUGGACCUAAUGGUCAGGGGUCCCUUUACCUUAGGCUUCCUUUUCCCCCGGGCAUGUUGCUGGGUGUUCAGAUGGCUCUCAGGGCAUGAGCAUAUUUGCAUAAUAUUUGCAUAUUGUAAUUUUUUAAAUAGAGGGAUGCAAAUGUAAGUGGUGGGUGACUGGGGUCUUCAUCCCACUAUAUCAUUAAGAAUAUCAAAACCGUUUACAAAAAUAUCUGCAUAUAAUAAAAGCACACACGCAAAAAUUAAAACUGUAGCUCAUCAGCUAACGGUCAUGGAAAGAUGGGUUCUUAAUCGCCUGCGUAAACCUGCCAGAAUCGAAAGGUUUUCAGCAGGCGUUUAGAGGUUGAAACAGAAGGUGCUUGCUGAAUCUCUGCUGGAAAAGCUUUUUGCAGGCCUGGUCCGAUGACACUAAAGGCUCUAUUUCCUGUUGAUGUCAAAAGAGCCUCACCAACUUGGGGCAGAGCCAACGUGCGGUUUGGUAAAUGUGAAGCUUGAACGGAGCUUACAGAGAGAAAUGCUUUUUUCCUGAAUAGCAAAUACUUCCUGUAGGCCUAUACAAAUUGGCUGAGUGUUGAAAUGGUUUAGCCCCUUUGGUAAAUAUCUCCUGGUCUAGGCCAUUCCCCUGCUUAAGGGAAAUUGGGAGGGGGACCCUCAAAAGUAAAUAACGGGGGUCCCACCCCUACAACUUGAUUUGGAAUAGGCUUGGAAAAAGGGAUUGUCAACCUCCCCCCAAGAGAAAACGUGUUGUUUCCGUUGGCCCCGUAGUCCAGUGCAAAUUUCAGACCCUGUUUGUGCCUGUUGAUGCCUUUGGGAGUGCUGAGCGGUCUGAGACUUCCGCCUCAAUUUACCCGGUUGUGGAGGCGGCAACUGAUGGCGGGUCUUAUGUGAGGCCCUCAAAUGCUGCCCCGGCGGAAAUCAUGGGAAUUUACUGGGGCAGUAUUUGAAGGUGGCCUUUUAGAGGUCUUGCCAUAACAUCUGUUGCCACACAGAUCACAAUGCGCUCCCUGUCCCACACACUUCAGUUUUUCUCUCACAACCUCCUGUUUUUCAAAAAAGGGGUAGUUGCAUCCCUUCACUCCCAUUUUGGGAAUAGGCAGCUGCUAGUCUGGCAAGAGUUGGUUAUUAUUAUUAUUAUUAUUAUUAUUAUUAUUAAUACACCACCCAUCUGGCUGGGUUUCCCCAGACACUCUGGGCACCUCCCAACAGAAUAUUAAAAACACAAUAAAGCAUCAAACAUUCAAAACUUCCCUAAACAGGGCUGCCUUCAGAUGUCUUCUAAAAGUCAGAUAGUUGUAUAUUUCCUUGACAUCUGAUGGGAGGGCGUUCCACAGGGCGGGUGCCACUACCGAGAAGGCCCUCUGCCUGGUUCCCUGUAGCUUCACUUCUCGCAGUGAGGAAACCGCCAGAAGGCCCUCAGAGCUGGACCUCAGUGUCUGGGCUGAAUGAUGGGGGUGGAGAUGCUCCUCCAGGUAUACUGGGCCGAGGCCGUUUAGACAACAGACAGGCGCUCGGUGUGGGAGUGGGUGGGCUCCUGUUUAGCCCUUACUCUUCAGGUUGGGUUGUCAUGCAGGCAGGGCAUCCCUGGUCCCACCUGUUUGGAGUUGCUUACUUUGACUGAGAAUGCCACCUGGUUCUGCUCCAUAGGGGCUGAAAUGUUCCGUAGGCCAUCUUGAAGAUCUGCAGGAUGCCUUUGACUUCCGUUACAAGACGCACCAGAUGUUGGGUGAGGAAUGCAAGAAGAGUUCACCUAGUCCAGCAUCCUGUUCUCCCAGUGGCCAGUCAGAUACCUUUGGGGAGUCUGCAAGCAAUACACAGUCCUCCAUCCACCUGUGAUUUCCUUCAACUGGUAUUCAGAGGCAUGGCUAAGAUUGGAGGAGAACUGUUCUCUUCAACUGUCCUUAAUUGCUGGGGAUGGUCUCUUUUAAAAACAGACAACUUGCCCUGAUUUCUCUUGCAAAGUCCACAAUCUUUGCCUUCCUGUCUUCUGAUUUCCAUGCCACAUGCCUAAAAACAGCUGGCAGGUGUGGGUAUGUGGGUUUCUGUGUGCCGAACCAUUGUGGUGUCUCUAAUCUCCCAGCUUAGAUUCUGUAGAUGCCUCCAUCUUUCACAUCUCCCCUUUACAAACUCUAGUGGGCUAGCCAUGCCAAUCUAUUGUGGCAACAAAUAAACAAAAAAAUUAAAUUGAGGCACUUCGAAGACUUAUUUAUUGACGGGACUUUUUGCAAAGCAAGGAGAGAGAGAGUUACUGUCACACCAAAACAGCGACUGAAAGCAAAACUCUCUGGUCCUGAAUGGGGUAACUGUGCCCCUGAAGGACCAGGUGCGCAGCCUGGGAGUCAUUUUGGACUCACAGCUGUCCAUGGGGGCGCAGGUUAAGUCUGUGUCCAGGGCAGCUGUCUACCAGCUCCACCUGGUAUGCAGACUGAGACCCUACCUGCCUGCAGACUGUCUCGCCAGGGUGGUGCAUGCUCUAGUUAUCUCCCGCUUGGACUACUGCAACGUGCUCUACGUGGGGCUACCUUUGAAGGUGACCCGGAAACUGCAAUUAAUCCAGAAUGUGGCAGCUAGACUGGUGACUGGGAGUGGCCACCAGAACCACAUAACACCAGUCCUCUGAGAGCUGCAUUGACUCCCAGUUCGUUUCCGAGCACAAUUCAAAGUGUUGAUGCUGACCUUUACAGCCCUAAACGGCCUUGGUCCUGUAUACCUGAAGGAGCGUCUCCACCCCCCAUCUUUCACCUGGACACUGAGAUCCAGCGCCGAGGGCCUUCUGGCGGUUCCCUCAUUGCGAGAAGUGAGGUUACAGGGAACCAGACAGAGGGCCUUCUCGGUAGUGGUGCCCGCCCUAUUGGAACACCCUCCCUUCAGAUGUGAAGGAAAUAAGCAGCUAUCUUAUCUUUAAAAGACAUCUGAAGGCAGCCCUGCUUAGGGAAGUUUUUAAUAUUUGAUGCUGAGUUGUUUUUAAAACUCGAUUGUGAGCCACCUAGAGUAGCUGGGGAAACUGGAGUAUAAAUAAUAAAUUAUUAUUAUUAUAAAAUUAUUAUAAAGAACUCACAAAGGAAGCACAUCCGUAAUGUGCCUUGUGUUUCCUGUCUACCCUUGCUGGCUGGCGAGACGCCAGGAACCGAACUUCCCCGAGGCAAUAGUUGGCAGCUUCCGGUGGGUCCUUCUUGGCUUGUAAGUAGCUACCGCCGACCUCACCCGUGGUAUUAAAUGCAAUUUUUCUCUUGCAGGAAGUACACUCACUCCUGAGGUUGCAGCCCAAAGAACACGGGCAUUGCAGGACAUGGUGAAUAAUGUGAACCGUUGCCGCAAAGUGAGUCUGAACACUAUCUUUCUCUCUCUCUUUUCCAAUGAUAUUUUAUUAAGUUUCAACAUUUUUAACACAUGCAAUAAAAUCACAAUUUCAUCUUUUCUCUUAUUUUUUUUUUUUACUUCCCAUCCCAUUUUCCAUGGAGUUGUUGUUUCUGCCCUUCUGCUGCUCCCUGUCUCCUAUCAAAUCAUAGCCACAAUAUUAUAUUCUAAUUGCUUCUGUGGCUUGUAGCUCAAAUCCUGCUCCUGAGCUCAUCAUACUAUGGUAUUUCUUUAAACUGUCUGAGAAAGGCAUCCAUUCUUCCAUGAAACACUCAUCAUGAGAUCCUCUUAAUUUUGCCCAUCCUGCAUCGUCUACCUUACCCAUUCUUCUUUGGUGGGAACUUCUUCUGCCUUUAUUUCUGUGCAUAAAGAAUCCUAGCUGCAGUUGUUACAUACAUAAAUAACAAAUUUUGGGGGUAUUUCUGCCCCUAUAAUCCCUAACAGAAAUACUUCAGGGUGGUUGUUUUUCCCCAUGCUCACUUUAAACAUCUUUUUUAUCUCGUCAUGUAUCAUUUCCCAAAACACAGUGGUACCUUGGUUCCUGAACGGCUUAGUUGUCAAACAAAUCGUCCCCCAAACACCACAAACCCGGAAGUAAGUGUUGCGGUUUACGAAUGCUUUUUGGAAGCCGAAAAUGUUCCGCUUGAGUGCAGGAAAUUCCUGCGGCCGAUCGGAAGCCACCUUCUAACAGUUUUGGGAGUCAAAUGGACUCCAAGGACGGUUUAAAUUUGAGAACCAAGGUACCACUGUACCCUUGUGAUGUACCCUAUUUUUCGCUCUGUAAGAUGCACUUUUUCCCUCCUAAUAAGUAAGGGGAAAUGUGUUUGCGUCUUAUGGAGCAAAUGCAGGCUGUGCAGCUAUCGCUGAAGCCAGAAGAGCAAGAGGGAUUGGUGUGCAGCGGUCCCUCUUGCUCUUCUGGCUUCAGCGAUGGCCACGCAAAGCCUCUUGAGUGCAGCGGGAGCGCUCCUCCCUCUUCGCUCAAGAGGCUUUGCAUUGCUUUCUUGUUUCUUGUUUUCCUCCUCUUAAAACCAGAUGCGUCUUAUGGUCGGGUGUGUCUUAUAGAGCGAAAAAUACGGUAUGUAUCUUUCUCAAUGUCUUCACUGUGCCAGGGACCGUAGGACCCUCAGUAAUGCCUUGCCGCCUUUGCCACCCCACUUAGGCCUGUGUGUGUGGGUACACUCUUACUUAUUCACAGUCUUUCUACCAGGAACUGCUGGAUCGGAUCAACGAGCUGCUAGGCCGCUCCGAUACCCUGAGGGACUUUCUGCUGGUGGAGCUAGCGGUGUGGCAAGACUGCCAGAGGCGGGCGUGUAUUGGGGACAAUUGUGACACCAGCUUGACAGAACUGGAGAAGUGGUAAGUCUCAAUGGGAAGGUCUGCAGUAAGUUCGCCUGCACCUCCAGCCUGUGCUCCUACCAUCUGUUUUGCUUCACCGUAGGUUCACCGGGAGUGCUGAGAACCUCUUCCAUUUGUUGCUGCUGCUUCGCACCCUGGAGGAGCUGCGCCAGAAGGUGUCCUAUGAAGGAGAUCCCCUGCGGGUCCAGUUGCCCCAGCAGGAGAAGCGGCUGAAAGAGCAAAUUGCCUGUCUUCUGAAAAGGUGCCAAGAGGAAGGGAGGGCACCCGUCGAAUAAGGGGAGACAAGGAAGUGAGUAGGGGGAGAUUGUGGGUGCUGAAGAUCUUUCUGCUUUCUCCCCAGUGCAUUUGUGGUGGAGAUUCAGCCUUCCAUGCCAUUGCCCAACCGCCGGCCUCUGGUGCUGAGAACCAGCAACAAGUUCUCUGUCCGUGCCAGGUGAGGAGAGAGGUCCUUAAUCCAGCAGUGGCUUCCAGGUGGCGGCCAUUUUGGAAUGAAUUAAAAACCACUGGGCAAACAGCUUGGGGUUCUCCAGUUGUUGUCAGGCUGCCAUUGGCCCCAGCCAGCAUGGCCAGGGGGCAGAGGCAGUUCUGUCCUCCACCAGGGCCUUUUCAGUGAUGGCUCCGACCUGGUGGAAUGCUCUGUCCCAUGAGACUAGGGCCCUUCAGGAUUUAACCUCCUUCUGUCGGGCCUGUAAGACAGAGCUAUUCCACCUGGCCUUUAAUUUGAAUUCAGCCUGAUCUUUUAUUUCCCUUCCCUCCCCCUCCCAUUUUAUGAAGAUUACCCUCUCUGAGACCCCACAGCUAAUUCUCUCCUGGCCUCCUCGCUGGCCCAAGUAGGACCAAUUCAGCCAGCUAGCCCUGGGGAGUAUCUAAUUGAUUUUUAUUGUUAUUCAUGUUUUUAUACUGUAUUUUAUGCUGCUUUUAUAAUUAAGUGUUUUAAAGUGCUUUAAAUUUGUUGUUAGCUGCCCCGAGCCUGGUUUUUGAACCGGGAAGUUGUUGUUUAGUCGUUUAGUCGUGUCCGACUCUUCGUGACCCCAUGGACCAGCAAACGCCAGGCACCUCUGUCCUCGAACCGGGAAGGGCAGGGUAUAAAUAAAAAAUUAUUAUUAUUAUUAUUAUUAUGAUGAUGAUGAUGAUGAUGAUGACAGUGCAGCCAUUUCCACCCCACUGGGCACUGAGCUUAGGGGGCACUGCGGUACGUCACAACUUCGACCUAGUGAAUUGAGCAGAACGGGAGGGAGGAAUGGGGUGCCGGAUUUUGGCCUUGCGCAGGGCGUUACUGAAAUUUGAAAGACCAAAGCCAGCCCCUGCCCAGCACAGGGAUGAAUUGGACUUAGGAGGCCAGCAACAUCUUGGAUGGUCACUGUUUCCGCUAUCCCUGAUGGAAGAGGUGAUUGGAUCCGGAGGCUUCUGCUUAUAUGCAUCCAAGAGACAUAUUCAGCAAAGCACAUUGCACUAAAAGCCAUUGAAUUUUAAAAUGAGGGAGCAGGGAAGAUUUGGUUCAGGAAGGACAGAGGCCUGCUGUCAGUGAGGCCUGGUGGUGGGGUUGUGGCAAGGUUGCCAACAGCAGGUGGCACCAGAUCCCACUAAUUCUACAUUUGCUCCCAUCCUCCGUCCUGCUGAAAAAUGGAGAUUUAAGGAGGAAACAGAGCCAGGCUCACACUUGCCCUUACGGAGCGAAACUCCGCUGCCUGCCACUUUUGAUCUUGUGGGUUAUAACAAACUGUUGUUGCCACUUAAUUUAGGCUCCUGGUGAAGCUCCUGGAUCGAAACCACCCGAUGGAGGUGAAGAUUGAGAUCGACCGGUGGGUUCCUCUUGGUGAAGUGCCAAGGUUUUGGUUUCGUUUUAUAGUCGCAUGGGCAGGGCUGAAGAUUGCAGUGGUGCGACUUGUGGGGAGGGCAUAGGGCUGGGUCAUCUUCCGCUAAAAACUCUUUCUUUUUCUUCAUCUCUUGCAGGAACGCUGCUAAUUUGGAAAGGUAAGCAACAGCUGUGGAAAGGCAAUGGAAAAUAGUGAGCCUUGCCCAUUGGGAGGCUGGUGGUGGGGUACAAGUUCUGAUUUGGCACCUACAUGGCAGAGGAAGGGGCAGGCUUUUGCUUACCCAGCAACUUGGGGCCCUUGAGCCAGUAUGGUGUAGUGGUUAAGAGCGGUAGACUUGUAAUCUGGUGAACCGGGUUCGCUUCCCCGCUCCUCCACAUGCAGCCGUUGGGUGACCUUGGGCUAGUCACACUUCUCUGAAGUCUCUCAGCCCCACUCACCUCACUGAGUGUUUAUUGUGGGGGAGGAAGGGAAAGGAGAACGUUAGCCGCUUUGAGACUCCUUCGGGUAGUGAUAAAGCGGGCUAUCAAAUCCAAACUCUUCUUCUCUUGCCAACUUUCUUAUUUAUGCUCUUGAUGUUUUUGCGAUGCGCAUAUGCAAACCCUGCUUUCAGUCCUCUAAAAGUUUCAGGGUAGACAUACACUCUUACCUCGGGUUACAGACGCUUCAGGUUGCACGUUUUCGUGUUAUGGACGUGCCGAAACACGAAAGUACCGGAAUGGGUUACUUCCAGGUUUCGGCGCAUGCGUAUGCACAGAAACACAAAAUCAUGCUUUGCGCAUGCGCAGAAGUGCCAAAUCACAACCUGUGCGUGCGCAGACGCGGCGCUGCGGGUUGCGGACGCUGCGGGUUGCGGACGUGCCUCCUGCACGGAUCACGUUCGCAACCUGAGCGUCCACUGUAUUGCUUUGAUUCCAAUCAGUGCAUCUCCCGUAACUUCCUGCUGAAAUCCCAUAACUCUUCGUACCAAAAAAACAUGUUCCAGGUUGUUGUUUAUUUAUCUUGCUUUUUUUGCACUGAAGUGCAGCUGCCCCUCCAAACGGCAAUAAUGUAAUUAAGGUUAGAGGGGCAUCGCGAGACAUCUAAUAAACUGGAAUGGCGAUUGGACAGUCCAAUACAAAUUGACCACAAAAGUAUUAUUGUUGCAUCCAAUCGCAUGUUGCAGAAUUCCUCUACAAAACACACACACCAGUUUGGAGAUGGUGAUGUGAAAUUUGCUUGCUUGCAUGGUAGGGAAAUUGGCAGCAGGGAGGUGUCUUCUGGGAUGUAGAAAAGGCUCGAUCCAAGUCAUUGCUCAUGAAAGCUGAACCCCAGAACUGGUGCACAUGAGCAGAAGGAAACAUGGCAGCUGGGCUUCCUAUUUUGCUGUUUGAGCAGAAUAAAGGUAAAGGGACCCCUGACCAUUAGGUCCAGUCAUGGCCGACCCUGGCUUUAUUGGCCGAGGGAGCCGGCGUACAGCUUCCGGGUCAUGUGGCCAGCAGGACUAAGCCGCUUCUGGCGAACCAGAGCAGUGCACAGAAACGCCAUUUACCUUCCCGCCAGAGCGGUACCUAUUUAUCUACUUGCACUUUGACAUGCUUUCGAACUGCUACGUUGGCAGGAGCAGGGACCGAGCAACGGGAGCUCACUCCAUCGCGGGGAUUCGAACUGCUGACCUUCUGAUCGGCAAGUCCUAAGCUCUGUGGUUUAACCCACAGCGCCACCCGCGUCCCUUCUUGAGCAGAAUAGCAUAACAAUAAAACUCAACCUGACUAUAAACUUGUUACUGGCCAGCUGGGAAUGGCAAGCUUUCACAGAUUACGUGUGUGUGUGUGCACGCGCUUUUUAAAAUCUCUCCCUCUCUUCAUUUGUAGGUUUCGGAGGUUCAACAUCUUGCCGUCAACCACCAAAACCAUGGUGAUGGACCGGCCCCAGGUGGAGGGGCUCAUCUGUGACUUCAAGUACAUUGUAAGGGCCUGGUGACGGGGGAGAUGCAAAACUCUUGUAUGUUUGCAGCUCUGGGAUGGGAAUUUGUGUUUGUGCAGCUGUGGUGGAAGAAAGACUUGACAAUUCAAGUCUUGAGCUCUGGAAUGACUCACUGUUACCCUGUGCCUCAAACCCCACCCACCUACCCCAAUUUUUUCCUGCUACUGUGGUUGCCACACAAUUCUGAACAACGUGCGGCAAAAUAAAUAUGGAAGACAUUUUGGCCAGCUCUUUUUGAGACUUUCUUCCUCCGUUCUAUGUGGCUCAAACAAGAAAUGUGUUAGGGAGGGGGGUUAUUGGGUCAUUCUUGUUUUUAUUUUUAUUAUUUAUUUUGUGAUUUUAUAUUGUGAUUUUAUUUUGAGAACUGCCCUGAGACCUGCGGAUAUAGGGUGGUAUACAAAUUUAAUAAAUAGUAGUAGUAGUAAUAAGAAAAAGAAUAAAAUUGACUUUCCCUGACCGUUCUUUUUAUUUCCUCUGACAUGAUACCUAGGAGAAAGGAUUCUGGAUUUUUUUCAAGUGAAAAUCUAAACAUCUUUUUCAGUUCGUUAUAGAUAUAUUUAUGUAUGCAACUACGGCGGCAAAGUUAUUGAUUGCCAAAAAUUGGAAAAGUAGCAGCGUCCCAACUAAAACAGACUGGUUAUAUAAAAUGAUGGAAUACUUCCAUAUUGCCGAAAUAACAUGGAGGAUAAGAGGAGAUACGGUACAAAAAGUGAAUAAGGAGUGGGCUAUCUUUAAGGAAUACAUCAAAAUUUAUGUGGAAAAAGUAGAAUUUCUGACAGAUAUUGAGUGAAUCCAGAAAAUGAUAAGAGUGAAAGGAGAGUAAAGUCAGGAUAGAAGAAGAGAUUAAAGAAAUAAUGAAAUGCGUUUAAGCUAGUUGGAAAAAUAAAGUAGCGUAACAAGAACGGCUGGAAGUCAAGUCACUUGGUUGGUGUCCGUGUGGGGUAGGGGUGUAGAUAUGUUGAUAUGUACAGUAUAGGUCGGUAUUAAUGUAGGUAUGUUUUAUGUUAUGAAAAUAAGGUAGUAUGUUGUGUAUGUGUAUCAUGUAAAUGUAUAUAUGUGUUUUAUAUGUUAAUAAGAUUUAAAUAAAUUUUUUUUUUAAAUGACUUUCCCUACUCUAGCUCCUGAGGCCUGGGAAAGAGCACUGUAUUCCCCCAUUUGGGACCUGCUAGGAGGCCUAAAUAUUUAUGAAGAAGACUUGAGCCUAGUCUUUCUGGGGCAGGGAGUGGGGAGGAACAUAAUGUAUGGGCCUUGCUGUGUAUUUUUUUUAGUACAUGUAUGGAGCACACUGCCUCUUCAUUUUUGCUCCCCAUAGUAGCCAUUUUGUGCUGGGACCCACAGCCACUUUUAUAGAGAGAUUAGUCCUGGUGCCUCAUUUCUUUAACGCACACCCCCCCAAAUAAAAUAAAACAAAACCAACAACGAUGCCCACUGGCCUUAUUCACAGGCAGUUUAUGACUGAGCAUCAAAUGCGUGGCAGGAAGGACUUUUCCCUACCAUCAAUUGGGCCUUUGACAUUCAUUUGCUGUAGCUUCCCUCCUCUCCCCCUUUAAUAAUGAUUACCAGUCUCCCAUUUCUCAGUGAGUUGCUCUCUGUUCCUACUCCUCCAAGCUUGCGAUGUCCUUUGUGGUCUACGUUUGCACGAAGAUUAGAGCAGGGGUAGGCAACCUAAGGCCUGGGGGCUGGAUCCGGCCCAAUUGCCUUCUAAAUCUGGCCCGCAGACAGUCCGGGAAUCAGCGUCUUUUUACAUGAGUAGAAUGUGUCUGGGGACGCAGGUGGCACUGUGGGUUAAACCACAGAGCCUAGGACUUGCUGAUCAGAAGGUCGGCGGUUUGAAUCCCCAUGACAGGAUGAGCUCCCAUUGCUUGGUCUCUGCUCCUGCCAACCUAGCAGUUCAAAAGCAUGUCAAAGUGCAAGUAGAUAAAUAGGUACCACUCCAGCGGGAAGGUAAACGGUGUUUCCGCGCGCUGCUCUGGUUCGCCAGAAGCGGCUUAGUCAUGCUGGCCACAUGACCCAGAAGCUAUACGCCGGCUCCCUCGGCCAAAAAAGCGAGAUGAGCACCGCAACCCCAGAGUCGGCCACGACUGGACCUAAUGGUCAGGGGUCCCUUUACCUUUUUAGAAUGUGUCCUUUUGUUUCAAAUGCAUCUCUGGGUUAUUUGUGGGGCCUGUCUGGUGUUUUUACAUGAGUAGAAUGUGUGCUUUUAUUUAAAAUGCAUCUCUGGGUUAUUUGUGGGGCAUAGGAAUUCGUUCAUUCCCCCCCCCCCAAAAAAAAGUCCGGCCCACCACAUGUUCUGAGGGACGGUGGACCGGCCCACAGCUGAAAAAGGUUGCUGACCCCUGUCUUAGAGGCAUGAGAACAGCUUUGACCCCUGCCAGGGGGUGCUGCCCAGCGUGAUGGCGUCUGGUUGCUUCCAGCCCUGUAAACAUGUGGUUCUUCUUCUCUUUGCAGAUGCUGAAGGAGCAGAAAAGUGGUUUGGGCAAAGGCAAGGGCAGCAAAGGGCUCAGUGAGGUGGGUUUGCCUUUCCCAAGAGUGGCUGGUUCAAUGCAGCCGUGAUGUGGCUGUGCUAUUCCUGCUGCUUACAGGAGGAGCAGGCUUAGUGGGGUGGCUUUGUAAGCACACCAAUCCGAUCCAAUCAGUUUAUUACGGCCAUAGACUAGCAGUUUUAAAAUGGCUAAAAAAAAAUUAUAAAAGCAAGAUACAAUAGUUAUGAGAACAAGCCGGAAUAAAAACAGAGAGACAAGUGUCGCUAAGCAACUAGAAUUUUAGCUGCUACUGGAACGAUCCAGUUGAACACUGGAUUGUCGUGUGUCUAAAACGCAAGGUUUCAUAAAGGAAAUAAUAAUAAUAAUAGUAGUAGUAGUAGUAGUAGUAGUGCCUCCAUAAGGCUUGCUGUCCUUGAUUUAUCACGAUUUCCCUGCGGGUAAUAUCUGAUGCACAGAAUCAUGCUAGUGUGUAAUCAGAGGGUUUUUAUCUGAUAACAGGCAUUUUAAAGAGAAGGCCUCAGUUCUCCGCAGACUUAGGUACAAUAUUGCCAUCUCUCAACCUGGGUUUUCCAUUGACUGCUGGAAAUCCAAGGCUCUUAGUCAGACGUAGUACAGACAGAAAAGUGUUUUUCAAGUUAAGUGUGCUCUGUCAUUAUUUCUUUUACUAUAUUCAUCCAUCACUUUCCGCAGGAAGAUGUCUUGAAGGGACUUUGGAAUCCGUAAAAUACAGAACAACUUAAUAAUAAACUGAAAGCCAAAUGCAUUGGGGGCGGGGAAUACAACAAUGCAUACAGUAGAGUUAGUUUGCUUGGAAGCUUGGGGCAUCCUCAUCACAAUAAACUGACAUUGUACUGUAUUUCAUGUCCUUUUUGGCACAGACACACCUAAGUACCGUAUUUUUCGCUCUAUAAGGUGCACUUUUCCCCUCCUAAAAAGUAAGGGGAAAUGUGUGUGCAUCUUAUGGAGCGAAUGCAGGUGGGAGGCUCUGCUCAGUGCUCCCUUUAAAGAGCCGUGUGGAGCGUGUGUGCGGCUCUUGGCUUUUCCCUGAGGAGGGAGAAGGGCUGCCUUUCUCCUUCCUCGGGGAAAAGCCCCCAAGAGCCGCAUACACACUCCGCGUGCUCUUUAAAGGGAGCGCGGCUCUUGGGGGAGCCUUAGCCGUGCUGCCCCCCCCCCCCCCGGGCAGGGGAUGAAGGCUCCCCUUGCCCGGGAGAGGCUGCGCGCAGCAAUCCCAUAAGCCAGGACAGCAAGCGGGAUCGCUGCGCAGCGCUCCCUCUAGCUGUUCUAGCUUCUGGCUUAGCCGCAUGAAGCCUCAGCAGGGCACGGGGAGCCUUCAUCCUGCUCCCCUGCGGAGGCUUCGUGCAGCUAUCCCUGGCUUUUGCGGAAGGUGGGGGAAAGGAUAGAGCCGCGCGGCGCUGUCCCUUCCCCCACCUCCCAGAAAAGCCCCCAAGAGCCGUGCUCCCUCUAAAGAGCGUGCGGCUCUUCUGGGAGGAAAGCCAGUAGGCUUGCUUUCGCUGAAGCCAGGAGGGCAAGAGGGAUCGGUGCACAGGGAUAGCCCUGCAAAGCCUCCUGAGCGAAGAUGGAGGAGCGCUCCCUCUUAGCUCAGGAUGCUUUGCGUUGCUUUCUUAUUUCUUGUUUUCCUCCCCUAAAAACUAGGUGCGUCUUAUCGUCCGGUGCGUCUAACAGAGUGAAAAAUAUGGUUCUUGGGAGCGUGUAUAGUCCGUUGUUCUAACACUUCCCGCAUCUGAUGGAUGGACUCUAGCGUACAGAAGUUCACAACCCAAGAAAUCUUUAAUGUUCUAGAAAAACCUGUAUAAAAUAACAGACUCAACUAGGUGUGUGCCUCUUGCCUUUGCUAAUUCUCAUUCUCUCUCCCUCCCAUAGGGAUUAUUGCCUGUCACAGAGGAGCUUCACACCAUCACUUUCAUCCUGGACUAUUGCUACCAAGAUUUUACCUGUCAGCUUCAGGUAUGAGGACCUCAGUGAUGAAGUUAGGUUGUGGUGGUGGUUGAAUGCAACCCUCUUACUGGCCAGGUUGCUUGAAGUUAGCCUACUGAAGAAAUGAACCUAUGCUGCCAAUUCUCAUAGUAAACCAGUAUGAAGUAAGCAGCACAUAAGCAGCACACAAAACACUACCAAACAAACCAUUCUACGUUCUAAAUCUUAUAUUAAUAAUCCAAAAAUUGAGAGAACAAGGUACAAGAAGCCACAAACAGAAAACUCAUUCAAAUUGUGUCCAAAAGGAAAAUUCAGUCUUUAAAGUUCCUUUAGCCAGGCUCCUGUAGAUUUCAACAAAGGUAAGUUUGAUCAAACGAGGUGUCGGCGAUGUUACGCUCAAGGGUUAGAUAUCAACGAAGAUUAAAUAAAAUUUCUAAAUAAUAUCUGAACAGGCAAGUACAAAAGUCUCUAUUGGAGUCCAUAUGUUACAUUCCUUCUUGGCUUAAGCUACAAUAUUUAAUUUCUUUCUUCAGGAAAUUCUCCCUCAAGAUUUUGGUGUGUUUACAGACAUUCACUGGUGAUAUAAACCAAAACCUGAUUAACCUUUAAACAUUCAUUAUGUAAUUUCUGAGAAUAUAAAUACGAAAAUCAAUACUUGCACUUCAUAUGUUAAGUUCUUUCUUGACUUAAGCAUUUAUUUUAUUUAAACACUAAUAAGUUUUGGUUUGUACCACCAGUGAAUAUUUAUAAAUAUAUCAAAACCGUGAGAGAGAAUUUACUGAAGAAGCCCAAGACUCUUCAUGGGUGAAACAGGUGACAAACGCCGGCACCCUGUUUAUCUCUUGUGCGUAACAUCACCAAAUCUUCGUUUGAUCAAACUUAUCUUCGUUGAGAAUAUUUUUGUCACUGCAGAAGAACGAGAUGGCGCUGAGAGGAGAUUGGGAAGAAGGAAGAUCCAUUAGGCCCAUCUGUCAACUGCCUUCCUCGUGUUUUUGCCUCAGUUUGUGAAUACUGGUCAAGGAGAGAGCGGAAUUUGUCAUAUGGGGACCAUGGCCUUUUUAAUUUGGCCCAGGGUCUGGGAUUGGCAUUUAUUGCUGCUCUUUCAAGAUUUGUGAUCUUUCUCCUCUUAGACAUCCACUUUGCCGGUGGUGGUCAUCUCUAAUACCAACCAGAUGUCCAGUGCUUGGGCCUCUAUCUUAUGGUACCUCACGUUCAGUCCAAACCCAACGGUAAGAAACAUACUACAUUUCUCUCUUUUUUGGAAGCCUUCUCUGUGGGGUAGGGUUGACACCCUAGCCAGAAAGCAUUUCGUUUCAUUUCACUUUUAAUUUGUAUACCACCUUUUAAAAUUACUAUACAUAAGGUGGUUCGCAAGCUGAAGAAACAACAAAAUACACAAAAAAGAGCAUAACCUUAUAACAAUCUGAUCCAAUACAAAAAAACCAUAAUAAAAACAUAACUUUGAAAUAAACGACUUAUGUCAAGCAAAGUAAUAUUCAACAACCCAUUCGAAUGUAAUACUAUAUAAUAAACUUAUAUCACCUGAGGCCCUUCUCUGUGUGCCUUCUCAGCGUGAGCUUCCAGAAGGUGGCAACACGAGAACAGGGCCUUUUCUGCAGUGGCUCCCCGCUUAUGGAAUGCUCUCCCCAGGGAGGUCCGGCUGCUGCCUUCAUUAUACACCUUUAGGCACCAGGCAAAAACGUCCCUCUUUACCUUUGGUUGAUUUGAUUGACAUCCUGUGGGGUGUUUGUGGGGUGUGUGUGUUAUUGGGUUGUUGUUUUUAUUUUGAUUAUGUCCUUUGUGGUUUUAUAUUCUGGUUUUAUUCUGUGAACCACUCUGACACCUGCAGGUAUAGGGUGCUAUAUAAAGAAUAAGAAUAAAUAAAGCAGCAAAUAAUAAUUUUGUUAUUGGGUUGUUGUUUUUAUUUUGAUUAUGUCCUUUGUGGUUUUAUAUUCUGGUUUUAUUCUGUGAACCACUCUGACACCUGCAGAUAUAGGGUGGUAUAUAAAGAACAAGAAUAAAUAAAGCAGCAAAUAAUAAUUUGAUUCAGAAUUCCAGUAUAGAAACUGCUGUCACUUAGAUGUGGAUACCUUGCCCAUGUUUAGCCUGUAGCGACCCCUCAGUUCAGAAGAUGGCAGAUUAAUAGCCCCCCCACAUACACCUUGAGCAUGCUUCAGAGGAUACCCAGAGACACUCCCUGGAGAAACAACCACUAACUUUGGCGCUGGUCGCCUUUUAUUUCCGGACUCCAUUCCUUGUGUGUGCUCCACAGCACACGACACUGCGCAGGGCAUGUCCCUGCAGCAGUCUUGCACAUGUGUCGACCCGUGACUUUUCUCCCCACAGGCAACCUGCUCUUCCUACAUGAAAGUCGCUUCUGUGUACAGUGGUACCUCAGGUUACAUACGCUUCAGGUUACAGACUCUGCUAACCCAGAAAUAUCACCUCGGGUUAAGAACUUUGCUUCAGGAUGAGAACAGAAAUCGUGUAGCGGCGGCGCAGCAGCAGCAGGAGGCCCCAUUAGCUAAAGUGAUGCUUCAGGUUAAGAACAGUUUCAGGUUAAGAACGGACCUCCAGAACGAAUUAAGUACUUAACCCGUGGUACCACUGUAGACAACAUGGCACUCUCCCACAUGUUGUUGGAUUCCAGAUCCCAGCAGCCUCAGCCCCAUGGCGAACGACGGGCCUGGGACUUGGAAUGUAGCAACACCUUCAGGGUUCCAUGUUGGGUUUUUGUAACUCUUGCGACGUUGUCCCGGCCAGUUUUGUAUCCAAAGCUUUUGAUCGUCCCGGAUUUCCCUCCAACCUCAUGCCCUGUGUCCCUCCUGUUCCCUAAAUUGGUCUCACCUGGCUCACUGUGUGUGUUUUCCCUCUCCCCUCCUGUCUUUCUCUCAGAACCAGCUAUUUUUCUGCAAUCCACCUGCUGCCACCUGGGACCAGCUGUCCCCUGUCCUGAGCUGCCAAUUCUUGGCUGCUACUGACCGAGGCCUAAACGCAGAUCAACUCAAGAUGCUGAGAGAGAAACUCUGUGGUAAUGGGGGAGUCUGGUAAUGUGGGGCCAGUGUAGUGCAGUGGUUCAAUUUAUUUUGGAUUUUCAGAACCCCACCAUUUAGCUUUUAUCCAUUUCCGCAGUCACACAAUCAAUCAAUCAAUCAGUAGCUGAACUGGGUUCCACACGGUCACAAAAACAAAUGAACCGAAAAAGCCUCAAAAACGCAAAAUAGAUGGCAAAAACAAAAGCGCCAAACUUGAUCCGUUCCGGAAGUCCGUUUGACUUCCGAAAUGUUUGAAAACGUAGGCGCAGUUUCUGAUGGGUGCAGGCGCCCCGGAAACAAUAGCUGACAACCACAUCGGAUGUUCGGCUUCCAAAAAAUGUUGGGAAACCGGAACGCUUUAUUCUGGGUUUUCGGCGUUAGGGAACCAGGGCAUUUGAGAACCAAGGUACCACUUUUCAUCAGUGACCAUGAAUGUAGAGCCAGGGUUGGUGGUAGCUGCUCAAGAUAGAAUGAACAGAGUGUUACCGUAUUUUUCGCUCUAUAGGAUGCACUUUUUCCCUCCUAUAAAGCAAGGGAAAAUGUGUGUGCGUCUUAUGGAGCGAAUGCAGGGGGGAGACAGGCGGGAAAAGCCCCCAAGAGCCGCACACAAGCUCCGUGCGUCUCUUGUGGGCUUUUCCCCAGGAGGGAGAAGGGACUGACUGGCCGCAUCAGCCCCUUCUCCCACCUCGUAGAAUAGCCCACAGGAGCCACGCACCUUUUAAAGAGCGCGUGGCUUCUGCGGACUUCUGCGGGAGGUGGGGGAAUUCCCCCACCUCCCGCAAAAGCAGGGAGAAGGUCUGGGAGAAGAGUACAGGCUGCGCGCUUCUGUCCACUUCUCCCAGAGCUGGGCGGGGGGGAUUACAUUUUUCCCCUUGAUUUCCCCCUCUGAAAACUAGGUGCGUCCUAUGGUCAGGUGCGCCCUAUGGAGCGAAAAAUACGGUAUCUUCUGUUCCCUUAAGUCCAUAAAGUGGAAGUAAGGGGGGGUGCCAAAGAAGGGUCAACUAACAGGCCUCACCCCCCAUUUCUGUCAGAACAAUUAUGCAGCUCACUUCUUGCCUUUUCUUUCCACCGAAGGACCAAAUGCAACAUCGCAGAGCACAGUCACCUGGGCACAGUUUGCCAGGGUAAGCGCCGCCCCUGCCUCCUCCUCCUGCUCACCGAAGCGCCUUUCCCUCUUCUUAUUUCCUCUCCCCUUUCCCCCACAGCCUACUUCGUACGCUUUCUCCUUCUGGACCUGGAUUGAUGGCAUCUUGCUCCUGAUUAAGGAGCACCUCCUGCAACUCUGGAACAACAAGUAAGGAGAGGGGUGGGGAAGAAGAGGGGGGAAUUUGGCUUCUUCCUUCUCCAAUAGCAGAACUCGAGGAGUCACACAAAGCCUUUAACGGCAACGGCCUCAGGAGGGCGCUGUUUGCUAGGGGGCGUUUUGCCCGUCUCCACCACUCGUUGCAAAAGCCACCUGAGUUCUUUGCAAAUACGCCAAACCCCCUUUCAUAGAAUGAUAGUUGUAGAGUUGGAAGACAUUGUCUUGCCCAAUGCAAGAUGGUUCUUUUCAAAUUGGAUUCAGAAGCAACACAAACGCAAGUGGGUGAGAAGGUUACAGAUUUUAUUCCAAGCAGCAAGUAGUAUAUACAUUACCAAGCGAGCACUUCACUCCACGGGGAAUUGACCCCCAGGUAGCCUUUGAUGCUCAGCUCUGCGGCAAACAGAUUGUGCCAAACUCCCAACUGUGAUACAGUGGUACCUUGGCUUACAUACGCUUCAGGUUACAGACUCCGCUAACCCCAAAAUAGUACCUCGGGUUAAGAAUUUUGCUCCAGGAUGAGAACAGAAAUCGUGCUCCGGCGGCGCGGCAACUGCAGGAGGCCCCAUUAGCUAAAGUGGUGCUUCAGGUUAAGAACAGUUUCAGGUUAAGAACGGACCUCCAGAACGAAUUAAGUACUUAACCUGAGGUACCACUGUAUUCAAAACUACAGGUGAAAUUUGAAAAAUUAGAAUAUUGUGGGAAAGUUAAUUUAUUUCAGUAAUUCAACUUAAAAGGUGAAACUAAUAUAUGAGAUAGACUCAUGACAUGCAAAGUGAGAUGUGUCAAGCCUUUAUUUGUUAUAAUUGUGAUGGUCAUGGCGUACAGCUGAUGAAAAGCCCAAAUUUACAAUCUCAGAAAAUUAGAAUAUUAAAUGAAAUCAGCAAAACAAGGAUUGCAAAUAGAGCAGUAUUGGACCUCUGAGAAGUAGAAGCAUGCAUAUGUACUCAGUGCUUGGUUUGGGCCCCUUUUGCAUCAAUUACUGCCUCAGUGUGGCAUGGCAUGGAUGCUAUCGACCUGUGGCACUGCUGAGGUGUAUGCCAUGACCAUCACAAUUAUAACAAAUAAAGGCUUGACAUACAGUGGUACCUCGGGUUAAGUACUUAAUUCGUUCAAGAGGUCCGUUCUUAACCUAAAAUUGUUCUUAACCCAAGGUACCACUUUAGCUAAUGGGGCCUGCCACUGCUGCACGAUUUCUGUUCUCAUCCUGAAGCAGAGUUCUUAACCCGAGGUACUAUUUCUGGGUUAGCGGAGUCUGUAACCUGAAGCGUAUGUAACCUGAGGUACCACUGUAUCUCGCUUUGCAUAUCAUGAGUCUAUCUCAUAUAUUAGUUUCACCUUUUAAGUUGAAUUACUGAAAUAAAUGAACUUUUCCACGAUAUUCUAAUUUUUCGAGUUUCACCUGUAGAUGCUGUCUCAGCUACCCUGCCCUACAUCCAAGUCACAUACUGGCCAGUGCAUGUUUUCAGUAAUUGAGUAAAUUCCUUGUCCUUGUCACUCAGGGGAGGGGGCUGCAGGAAGAGAUCGUCAUAAAAGUAAUUUUAUUAUUUGUACCCCACCCAUCUGAUGUGAGGCUACAGUUGUCGGGAGGGAGUUAAGGCAGCGCAAAGGUGGCAGCUGUUUGACCUCGAUAUUUCUCCUCUUCCCACUUGCAUCGCAUCCUAGCCUCAUCAUGGGGUUCGUGAGCCGCAAGCGGGAGAGGAGUUUGCUGAAGAAGAAGAGGGCAGGCACCUUCCUGCUGCGCUUCAGUGAGAGCACCGCAAAUGGGGGCAUCACCUUUACCUGGGUGGACUUCGACAACACAGGUUAUUUCCUGGAAUUCUCUCCCUUGCCUUGCCUUGUGGUGCCAGUGUGGUGUAGUGGUUAAGAGCGGUAGUCUCGUAAUCUGGUGAACCGGGUUUGCUUCCCCUCUCCUCCACAUGCAGCUGCUGGGUGACCUUGGGCCGGUCACACUUCUCUGAAGUCUCUCAGUCCCACUCACCUGACAGAGUGUUUGUUGUGGGGGAGGAAGGGAAAGGAGAAUGUGAGCCGCUUUGAGACUCCUUAAAGGGAGUGAAAGGCGGGAUAUCAAAUCCAAACUCUUCUUCUUCUUAAUCAUCACAGUGUGUGUGUUUUUCUGCUGUUCUUUUUUAAUUCUUCUUGGGGGGGGGGUUUAAAAAAACAAUUUUUCCAAUGCUUCAUUGUAUUUUUUAACUUACGCACUGAUUAGAGAUGUGAAUCCCUUUUAAAAAAUCUGUGAAAAUGGGGGUGGAAUGUGGGGAACAGUUGUCCCUGUGACAACUUUGCCUUGCUCAGCGGGGGAAAUAUAAGUAUGAUUUCUGUGUAGCAGUUAGAGAGUUUUUACCUUACUUCCCUCUGCCAUGUUAAGCUGGAGAGUUAGUGCCCCUUUGUGUCAGCACACAGAAACUUUAUGGUUCAAAGAUGAGUUUUUAGGCUUGCAGUAAAUCCAUUUCCUUUAAUUAGUAUAACUUAAUCAAGCAUUCGGACAAGAAGAUAAGCAAGGUUAAAAACAACAUACAGUCCAAGCUACGAUUGCAAAUCUGAAGUAUUGAUUAUUGAUGCAGAGCUGGGAAAUGCUAAUUAAAUCAAGCAAGUUUGGGCUGUCUCUGAAGGACAUGACAAAAACCAAAAGAAGCCUUUUAUUUUCAUUUUUUAUCAUUUUAACUGGAUUGCACUGGGGUAAGGAAAAUCAGCUAUAGGGCCUGUUCUUGUGUCCCUGGAACCAGCAAAAACAGGUGUGGGAGUGGGAAUAUUUGCCACCAGUCCCCCAUUUUCAGGGAGUCCCCCCCCCCCCCAGGCCUUUCCAUCUCUAUACCUGAUAAGUGUGUAUGAGAACUAGGGAUGGAGAAAUCCAUUGCAGUUCAUGCCCAGUUCUACACGGGGGCAGAACUAAGUCCAUUUCCUUUUGCUUUCCUGCAGAUUUGAAGGUGAAAAUCCUUUAAAUACAAAUUAUUAUUAUUAUUUAAGUACUUACAAGGUGGUCCAAAUAAAUAAACAGAAUGCAUGAACCAGCACCAGGAUUUUCCAAAAUGAGGUAUUGAUACACCCUCGCAUUUUUGUCAGUCCUUCUGAACUCUCCUCAUGUGUUUAGUGCAGUGCCAGAUUUACGUAUAAGAUAAACAAGCGGGUGGCGCUGUGGGUUAAACCACAGAGCCUAGGACUUGCCGAUCAGAAGGUUGGCGGUUCGAAUCCUCGCAACAGGGUGAGCUCCCGUUGCUCGGUCUCUGCUCCUGCCAACAUAGCAGUUCGAAAGCACACCAAAAAGUACAAGUAGAUAAAUAGGUACCGCUCCGGCGGGAAGGUAAACGGUUUUUCCGUGCGAUGCUCUGUUACGCCAGAAGCGGCUUAGUCAUGCUAGCCACAUGACCCGGAAGCUAUACGCCGGCUCCCUAAGCCAAUAAAACGAGAUGAGCGCUGCAACCCCAGAGUCGUCCGCGACUGGACCUAACGGUCAGGGGUCCCUUUACCUUUCAACAAGCUAAAGCUUAGGGCCCCACCCUCUUGGGGGCCCCCAAAAAAAUUUAAGAGAAAAAACCUGGAUGUAUUAAUAGACUUAUUCUUAAUUGUAUUUCAGUUCAACAAUUACUUUGAUAAAAUACAUAUUUUGUUAUGUGCAAAUGGCUUUGGAUACCUAUUAGGUCCAUAAAUUACCAUAUAGCAGAUAUUCAACACAAAAAAGCAACAAUUUGUUGUUGACAAAGGACAGCUGGACGUAUAAAGGGCCCCAUCAAACCUAAAUCGGGCCCUAUGCUGGUGAGAUGUAGGCAGACCAUUUUCAUUCUAAGCCUGCCUGUCUGUUUUAUUUAACUUUUAUAUAGCUGCUAUUCAGUAAAUAUUCCCUUGGUUUCUUGUUACAAAACAAUUAUUUAAAACCAAAACCAAAAACCCAGUAAUAGAAUCUUUAUAAUCGUCAACAAACACUAGAAGAUAAGACGGUGGGAAUUCUUGCAACAGAGAUAGCCUAAGAAGAAUUUACGUAUUUAAAAUGCAGUUUUGAAAAAGCUUGCAUGAACAAAACUAAUUCCACCUGACGACCUGGCUGGUAGCCAGAUUCUGCGCCCAGAUUUGUAGGAACAGAUCAUUCUCUAGAAUAAAAUAGCUUACUAGGGAAAUACUGAAGUUGCCCUUUGGGGUGCCUCAGGGUCAAUUUCUAUGGUAGCCCAAAUCUCAGUUGUACGGGUGUAUGUAUAUAUCUCAAUUUUAACUCAUGAGCUGUUGCUGCAAUCUGCUCUGAUUGUCUAUUUUAACUUUAUGGACGCUGUUUUUACUGUGUUAUGCGAGCUGGUCUUUGACUGUAAUAAAUUAUCUAUCCAUCAUCUGGAUGGGUUGAUCUCCAGACAAGAUCAGAAAGAACUCCACCUGACACUUUGACUAUGUGUUUCUAACCUCUGCAGGUUCCCCCAGGUUCCAGUCAGUGGAGCCCUACACCUGCGUCGAGCUAAAGUCCCUGGCGCUGCCAGACAUCAUCCAUGACUAUCACUUCCUGGCUAUGGAGCAAAAAUCUGAGAAUCCACUGAAGUACCUCUAUCCUGACACGCCCCGGGAUUCAGCUUUUUCUCCUUACUAUAGCGAACGCCGGGAAGGUAUUCCUGCCUGCCAGAUUGUCAUGGGGUUCCCUCUUUCAUGACACUCUUCUAUGCCCUGAAUUCCAGGGCAUUCGGAUGUCUUGCAUUUUCACGUUUAUGGGCCCGGCUUAUAUGUAUUCAGUAUUUCUGUAAUCUCGCCGUGCAGAAUUCAGCCUCCUCAGGUGAUGAUUAUGAUUUACUGAAUUUAUAUACUGCCCUAUACCCAUGGGUCUCAGGGAAAAGAUAGAAAACCACAAAAUACCGUAUUUUUCGCUCUAGAAGACACACCAGAGCAUAAGACGCACCCAGUUUUUGGAGGAGGACAACAAGAAAAAAUAAUAUUCUGAAUCCCAGAAGCCAGAACAGCAAGAGGGAGUGCUGCGCAGUGAUCCCUCUUGCUGUUCUGGCUUUUGGGAUAGCUUUUCUGGCUUUUGGGAUAGCUGCGCAGCCUGCAUUUGCUCCAUAAGACGCACACACAUUUCCCCUUACUUUUUAGGAGGGAAAAAGUGCGUCUUAUAGAGUGAAAAAUACGGUACAUAAUAAAAGUUAAAACAACAACCCAAUAACACACCUCCCCCAAAAACCCACAUUUUAAAAGGGCAUGGGGUGUAAAUCAGAUCAACCCGAAGGCUUGGUUAAAAAGAAACGUUUUUGCCUGGUGUAUAAUGAAGGCGCCAGCUGAACCUCUCCAGGGAGAGCAUUCCACAGACGGGGAGCCACUGCAGAGAAGGCCUGUUUUUGUAUUGUCGUCCUCUGGACCUCUUGAGGAGGCAGCACACGAAGGAGGGCCUCAGAAGAUGAUCUCAGGGUCCAGGUAGGUUCAUGUGGGAAGAGGCAGUCUUUAACGGAUUGGGGUCCUGAGCCGCAGAGAACUUGAUUGCUGGUGAGGUGAGGUUUUGAAACAACAUCUGCAGCUUUUAUGGCUGCCAUGAUGAUGAUGAUAAUCAGGCUUUUUUUCAGCCGGAACUCACUAGAUGUCAGUUCUGGCACAUCUCAGGGGAGCGCCAUUGCCUUUGGUUAUCCUUUGGUUAUCCUCACAGAACUCUAGCCCAAUGGUUGCCAUGAAUUUGAUUGGAAUUAAUUCUAUAAUGAAAUGAUUUUAGAAUGUUUUAUCGUUUUACUGUUGUUAGCCGCUCUGAGCCCGGCUUCGGCUGGGGAGGGCGGGAUAUAAAUAAAAUUUAUUAUUAUUAUUAUUAUUAUUAUUAUUAUUAUUAUUAGAGAAUAAGGGAGGUGUUCAUUGUGAUUUCCGGCACCUCUUUUUCUAGAAAAAAAGCACCAACGAUAACUAUGGUAAACUUUAUAUGCUGCCAUCUAUGUCAUAGAACUUCACAGAGUAAAAUAAUUUACAACAAAAAGAAGAAAAAGCCAGAGCCUCUGCUCUGCGGAGUUUACUGUCUAAGGGUGAAGACAGAUAAUAAUUAUACAAAACCGGAACGUGCAGCAAAUUUUUCAGCUCUGCUGUGGGCCUGGCUUAGCCCCAAAUUUGGACAUGCACACCAGCAAGUUGAAGGUUAACUCAGCUGUUAGUCUUGCCCCCAUACUUCAAGUAGGCUCUCCUUUUAUUUUGGGGAAAUUAAUAAAGGAAUGUUUUACAUGAAGGCUUACCUACUUAUUUGCCAUUGUAUUGGCUGUUAAGAAAGACUUCUCCAUGGGUUGGGGUGAAGGGAGCAAGGUUCAUUGGUCACAUCAUCAGGGGAAGGCCAAUCAGUGCUGCUGGCUUCUGCUUCACACUUGCAAACCGCCUGCCCCUGAGCUUGUCUCUUGAGAAUUAAAAUACCGUAUUUUUUGCUCCAUAAGACUCACUUUUUCCCUCCUAAAAAGUAAGGGGAAAUGUGUGUGCAUCUUAUGGAGCGAAUGCAGGCUGCGCAGGUAUCCCAGAAGCCAGAACAGCAAGAGGGAUUGCUGCUUUCACUGCGCAGUGAUCCCUCUUGCUGUUCUGGUUUCUGAGAUUCAGAAUAUUUUUUUUUCUUGUUUUCCUCCUCCAAAAAUUAGGUGCGUCUUGUGGUCUGGUGCGUCUUAUAGAGGGAAAAAUACGGUACACUUGGACAUUAAUCUGGUGCUGGGGCUUCAUAGACCUCCAUAGGUUCUACAGUAAAAGUGUCACCCUGAAAACACUUCCAGAAUGCUUCCACAGCUCUAAAAACAUUGUGUCUGCCUUCACUCUUAACACAGCAUCCACACAACAUUGUUGGCCAACCUGUUUCCCCCUCUAGAUAAUCCAGAUUUCCCCUUUCCUCUACACAGAUGAUAUUUGCUUUUUAAAAAAAUAAAUAAAUCAUAGUUACUAACUCUGCAACUCAAAAACUUCAAAGUAAAUUAUUCCUUUUUUAUAUAUAAAAAGGUGUGCGUUUGCAUAACAACAAGACAGAUUUCCAGAUCUCUUCUCAAGCAUAGAAUUCGAGUAACAUUUGUACAAACUUCAGGCACUCUCUGAAUGCAGACUCCACUGAGGCAGAACUCAUGGGUGCUGAGCUCAGUGCUGUCUUCCUUGCUUUGGUUGGUGAGGGGUCCAAUCCUGCUUCUAGCUCCCUUACACACCCUUUUUUCUCUCCUUCCCAGCGGACCUGACAGAAGAGAGACGCUACUUGAACCGCCGCCUGAUCAGAGUCUCGUCUCAGUAAGUUGUGCCAUCUCAUCCCAUGUCAGCCUCUUCGAGAGCUUACCGUAUUUUUUGCUCCGUAAGACACACUUUUUUCCUUCUAAAAAGAAAGGGAAAUUGCCUGUGCGUCUGAGCGAAUGCACUGGACCACAGCCAUGGCUCCCGUCAGUCAAGCAAAGCGGGAGCCGCUUACAGGGCUUCUGUCCCGCUUUGCGCGGCUCUCCCUUUGUUUGCUUUACAGCGAGCCGGGAGGAGGCAGGCGAUUCAGAGCCAGCGGGUGCUUUUAAAAGCGGUGCCUAGCUAGCAACAGCUGCAGCAGCCUCAGCUAGCAAAGGUCCACGCGCUCCCUAAACGGAGCAAUGAGGCUGCAGAGGGACGGCAGGGCACAGGAGGGGUUGGAUCCGGAAGGAUAAAAUUUAAGCAACCCACCCAUAUUUUUCUGUGUAUAAGACGAUGCUUUUGACUAAAAAAAAAAGGCAAAAAUUGGGUGUCGUCUUAUACAUGGAUAGUGAAUGCGGAGGGGGGAUGUGCAAUUAAUGGCAGAAGCAAGCAGGAGAUUGGCAGUUGCGAUUGGGCGGGUGGUUGAUGGCUGCAGCAAGACCUGCUGGCAAUUGGCUGUGGCAAUUUGGCAGGCGAUUGCUGGCUGCAGCAAGUGGGCGGGUGGGGUGUUGGAGGUGGCGAGUGAGCAGAAAAUUGUCGGCUGCAGUGAGGUGUGCAAUUGGCAGUGGCUGUGGCAAGCGAUCAGCUGUGGUGGGCAGACAGGUGAGUGAUUGGGAGAAGUGACCUCCCCACCCCCCAAAAAAGCUAAACAACUUAAUUUCGGGUUUUAAAAAAAUAGUGUCGUCUUAUACAUGUGGCAUCUUAUACACAGAAAAAUACGGCAUGCAUGUGUGUGUGUGAUAUAUAUAUAUAUAUAUAUAUAUAUAUAUAUAUAUAUAUGUUCUUAUUUAUCCAGGCAGCCAGAAGAGGCCCAGGUUCCCAGGCCGAAUGAUUUGGCCCUUGCAGACGAUGAGCACUUGAACCACGAUCUGGCGGGAUUGGAGCACUGCGUUCAAGUUCCCAGGCUGAAUGGUUUGGCCCUUGCAGACGAUGAGCACUUGAACCACGAUCUGGCGGGAUUGGAGCACUGCGUUCAAGUUCCCAGGCUGAAUGGUUUGGCCCUUGCAGACGAUGAGCACUUGAACCACGAUCUGGCGGGAUUGGAGCACUGCGUUCAAGCUCCCUGGCUGAAUGGUUUGGCCCUUGCAGAUGAUGAGCACUUGAACAAUGAUUUGGCGGGCUUGGAGCGCGGCGUGCAAUGCCUUCUGUCCGACAGGCAAGGUGAGUGGUGAAUCUGUGGCCCUCUUGAGGGGUGAAGCCCUUGCAACAGAGGGUAGUCUCCUGGGGUUACAUUUGCAAUGGGUUUCUAUUCUGGGUCGCAGCACACCAGAUCUCUACAGUACAGUGGUGCCCCGCAAGAUGAAUGCCUCGCAAGACGGAAGACCCGCUAGACGAAAGGGUUUUCCGUUUUCAAUGCGCUUCGCAGGACGAAUUUCCCUAUGGGCUUGCUUCGCAAGACGAAAAUGUCUUGUGAGUCUUGAGAUUUUUUUUCCGCUUUCCCCCCCCUUUUUCUAAGCCGCUAAGCCUUUAAUAGCCUUUUAGCAGCUAAUCCGCUAAGCCUUUAAUAGCCGCUAAACCGCUAAUAGCACUAAUCCGAUAAGCCGCUAAUAGGGUUGCUUCGCAAGACGAAAAAACCGCUAGACGAAGAUACUCGCGGAACGGAUUAAUUUCGUCUUGCGAGGCACCACUGUAUUUCCUCCUUCAGUUCCCAGAUGAUUCUCUCCUUCUCUCCUGUUUCCUCCACACCAGAUCCUUUCCUUCCACUGCCAGGUGAUGAUCAGCAGUUGCUACCACCACCUAUUCGUCUGUUUGAGGCGCCUGAUGAGAUCCCAGAACUGAAUGUGAUGCCUCAUGAGAUCCCAGAGCUGAACGUGACGGCUGAUGAGAUCCCAGAGCUGAAUGUCGAUGAAAGCGAUUUUCAAUAGGUGAUGAUUUCUGGCAAGAUGGAGGCCUAAAACUGUGGCUCUGCUCCCUUCUGACUGCCUACUGUCUUCCUUGUGCCCCCGCCAUGGAGCAUGGCUUUCUUAUUAAUCAAUUCAAAGAGGAUGCUGAACCACCUUUGAAGUUGCUCUUGAGUGUUCAGAUAGAGAGAGAGGCUGGAGACUGGGAAUGCCUGAAAAUGGGUGCGUAGGCAAUCAGAGUUCUGCUAGUUUGGGUUUUAGGUAUUUGGGGGCUACCAUGCUUGCCCUUCCCGUGUGCGGCUGCCAGCUCAACCUGUAUAUUUGUAAAUAAGCAUGUCCUGUCUAUAGCUGUCAAGCGUCCCUUAUUUGGAGGGACAGUCCCUUAUCCCAGCGCCAUGUCCUGCUGCUGUCCCUUAUUGAUGGGUGUCCCUUAAAUUUCCCGGGUUUCAAAGGAAGCAGCUCCUCUCCCUCCCUUCCUGCCGGCCAGGGAGGAGGGAGGCUCCAAGUGUGUUGCUUGGCUGCCCGGCCCCUCUCCCCCGGCCUCCUCUCACCAGCCUCGGCCCCCGGGAGCCCCUCCCCGCCGGGACCGGUGGGAGCCUCAGGCCCUUCCGCCACCAUCCUCCUCGCGGCCGCCGAACUGAGCCGUCUCUGCCUGGGGCCUCCCCUCUGCCUGCUGCUGCCGCCGCCGCUCCCGCUAGGCCGUACUGCGGCUGAGCCGCCAAAGGACCCGAAUUAGAUGGGCAGCCUAGCGCGCCCUAUGAAUUGCUGAGGAGCCUUGAGAGGAGAGCGAAGGCAACCAUAGAGAAAGCAGUUCAGAGAGAGGAGGAGGAGGCAGAGGCGCGGGCAGGUGUUGCAAGGGCUAACCAUGGAGGGGGAAAGCGGAGGAAGGACCGCAAGCGCUUCUCCCAUAGAUUUGUAGUGGUAGACUAGCAUAGAUGAUCUGAUCUGCGGGUUUACUUCGGGCGCUAUUUCCCCCCCCUUCCUCCCACCCCACCUGAUCGAACUGAGAGCUGCAGAUGGAGCAUGAGAGAAAAGAUACAGAACUGCAGCAGCAUCUUCGUAGCUUGGACUUCGUUUUGCGCGAAAAGUGGUUGCUGCUUGUAGUUAUUUAAUUGCAGUGUUUCAUCAGCUGGUGUCUUGAGCAGCAACCUCUGGAAACGAAGGGCUAAAAACCGGCACUGCUCUCCCAAAUUAUCUGGUCCCUUUUAACUGGUUGACUAAAAUCCCUUAUUUUGGCUGCUGGUCCCUUAUUUUCAAAUCUUGUCAGUUGACAGCUAUGGUCCUGUCCUUAUGAUGCCUUAUGAUGUCCUGUCCAGUCCAGCUUCUCCAGAACUUCCCAUCAUUUGGAGAAGUAGAGGGUGCAAAUCAAACUGCAUAUUGGUACCUGCAAACAUGGACAGAGGUUUCUCUUUUCUCUGGAAUUUUGUUCCUUCUCUUCAGUCGUCUUUUCCAAUUUGUAUUUUUUUCAGAGACUGUUCUGCUAAUGUCAUUUCCAAAUCGCAGAGGCCCAUAGGUUCCUUCCUUAUCCUCCCACACCUUUUUCCAGACCUGAUCUAGGGCAGGGUUGGGGGUUUUGUGUGUGUUUGUUUUUGUAAUAAAAUCCACUUUUGCUGGCUCCACGGUUUUCGCCACAUUGUGAUUUUUGCAUCGUGCACACAUAAACACACACACACAGAUCAUGAUUUGUGAUACGUUGCCAGGUCAAAAACUGUGGAACUGUUAUCAUGAUAUGGACUUCAAAACGGUCUUGGGCAAUAUAUCGACUUUGGAAGUUGAACUGAAUCCGUUUCGGAGGUCUGUUUGACUUCCAAAACAUUCGAAAACCAAAUUGCGGCUUUUGAUUGGCUGCAGGAAGCUCCUGCAACCAAUCAGAAGCUGCGGAAGCCCUGUCAGACGUUCGGCUUCCAAAAGAACGUUUGCAAACUGGAACAAUCACUUCUGGGUUUGCGGCGUUUGGGAGCCAAAACGUCCGAGUUCCAGGGCGUUCAGGAUCCAAGAUAUGACUGUAUUGCCCAGCCCUAACGGUAGGUUGUGUGCAUGGCUUCCCAUUGAUCAUUUGCUCAUCCCACACAUUUUCAGAGCAUUUCCUCGCCACUUUCCUAACUGUAGAAUACCCCUUCGUUGUUGGGUUUUUUUGGGCUUUUUAAAUGGAUUUGUUGUGCUCAUACAUGAGGCCUUUUAAUCCUUUUUUACUUGUGCAAGCCUACGUUCCCCAUAAUGCCCUUGAGCUCUCCCAAAACAGUCUGGAGGUGUCCUUAAUUGCUCCUCACGUUUUCCCCACUUCUGACCGGGUAGGGAAAGGUGGCUUUAAUUACAGUGGUACCUCAGGUUAAGUACGUAAUUCGUUCCGGAGGUCCGUACUUAACCUGAAACUGUUCUUAACCUGAAGCACCACUUUAGCUAAUGGGGCCUCCCGCUGCUUCCGCGUUGCCAGAGCACGAUUUCUGUUCUCAUCCUAAAGCAAAGUUCUUAACCUGAAGCACUAUUUCUGAAUUAGCGGAGUCUGAAACCUGAAGCGUAUGUAACCCAAGGUACCACUGUACUGGUUUUGUCACAUCGUGUAAUCCCUGCCCCUUUAAAAACAACAAUGAAAUAGUGGUAUUUUGCUAUUUAAAAAUGAAAGGGGGCGAGGGAAUAAAAGAGAAAAUCCUGCCACACAGCUACAGUUGUUCUCUGGAUUUUGGGGCGUAUUAUCGGCCGACAAUGAAAUUCAGGGAGGGCCAGAGGCACCGCCAGUAAGAGGGGCGGGAACAUACCCCAGGAGAAAUAGAAGAACAGAAAGAAACAAGGAUGUUACUCCAGUGGCACCUUGGCUAGGCUUGAUGGCUCACCUUUAUCUCUCUCCCUGUAACCUUCUCUUCCCUCUUUUCUGCAAAUGGAAUGCCGAGCCAUUUGCACACGGAGGACUAAUUUUUAAAAAUAGCUUUUAAUGGAGUAAGUCAUACAAAAUAUGUGCAACAUUCAUAUACCCGCCCCAAACAAAUCAUCCCUCAAAAUGGAAUGAAUAAAACAGCAUGCAAACAAACAAAUAAUAAAAAACGUGAAAUUGUGGAAGUUAUUCAACAAACCCCUCCCCUUUUAAAAAAACAUGUUAAAAGUUGGCACAUGGAUCCUCCCCACAUUAAAAUAAUAAUAAUAAUAAUAAUAAUAAUAAUAAUAAUAAUAAUAAUAAAUUAAUAAUAAUAAAACAACAAUAGCAACAACAUAUUUCUACCCGCCCACCUGGCUGGGGUUUCCCAGCCACUCUGGGCAGCUUCCGACAAAAGAAUAAAAAUACAUUAAAACAUCAGUCAUUAAAAACGUCCCUAAACAAAUCUUGGUCCCUUCGUCUUAUCACUGGGUUUCUUACUAGCAAGGGAUCGGGGCCGGCGUUUAAAUAAAUAAAUAAAUACAUUAAUACAUUAAAUAAAAAUGUUAAAUAAAAGCACGACAGCACGUGUGCUAUCAAUAAAUUAAGUACGUCUAUUAAAUACAAUGAAAAGCGUACGACUUGGACGCACAAAUCCACCCUUUUGCGUUGGGCUUCCCUCCUCUGAUCUUAGUUUGCAUUCCUGGCUAAGGCUGCGCAAUGGGAAAUGACUCUUGCCACCACGACGGCGAAGGACUGCAGGCGAAGCAGGAUGGGGUCCUGCAAGGCUUGCUUCUGCCAUUCUGCCGAAAUGGGUGGGAGGUCUGGGCUGCUGCUUUCCAUAUUUCCUCCAACCUGUAGGAGACAAAAGUAUCGGGGUUAAGAACGCAGGAAAGAGCCCUGCUGUUGAAUCAAGGGAAAACAUAGGCCAGCAUCCUGUUUAGGGCUGGGCGAUAAACUGGUAGUCAUCAACACGAUAUAUCGCCUGCUAAACAUCGCAAUAUACCGAUAUAUCACGAUAUCUUAAAUAAGGAUGGGACUAGGUAGAGGCACUGGCUGGCUUCAUGGGUUUUUCUUGCAUCGUGAUCUUCGCAUAGCUUGCGUACAUCAUGAUUCGUGUUCUAUUGUCAGGUCAAAAAUGGUGAAACCGAUAUCACGAUACGGAUUUCAGAUGGAUUGAGCUUCGGUGUGUAAAUAGGGUAAUGGUACAAAACCAAAUUUAUAGUAAGUCAAAUAAUAUGGAGAAAGUAAAGCUUAAGCGCAUGUUUAAGGAAUUUAAAUCGGGAAUGCAAAGGGAAGAUCGGAGCACUUGACAAAUUUAAUCUCAAGUGGAUGUACAAAGCAAGCAUUAGUUAAAGAAUGAAUAAUUGUUAAUAAUUUUCAUUUUGCCUAUAAUAUCUAUUGUAUACUUCCGUUAUAAAGUUUUCAAUCAAUAAAG
Messenger RNA from Podarcis lilfordi (Lilford's wall lizard), 43645 nucleotides. NCBI's taxonomy places the organism in Eukaryota, Metazoa, Chordata, Lepidosauria, Squamata, Lacertidae. The record is from the annotation of a GenBank genome assembly.